Sesamum indicum (sesame) is the source of this 843-nucleotide messenger RNA. RefSeq names its product cyclin-U1-1. NCBI's taxonomy places the organism in Eukaryota, Viridiplantae, Streptophyta, Magnoliopsida, Lamiales, Pedaliaceae. The record is from RefSeq and is a predicted model, not a curated record. Gene Ontology annotation, molecular function: protein kinase binding. Gene Ontology annotation, biological process: regulation of cyclin-dependent protein serine/threonine kinase activity.
AACAGAAAAUGCCCCCGCCACCACCACACAACGCCACUGUACAUGUUAACCGGUGGCGAACCGCAGCACCUCCAGGCACCGCUGCCGGAGCCGAUCCACCAUGACCCCUCGACAACGCCUAGAGUCCUAUCGAUUCUAUCCCACGUGCUGGAAAAGCUGGUGGCCCGGAAUGACCAGUUGAGCAGCGGCGGCGAGGGUGGGUCCGCCGGGUGGGGGAAGAACCUGAGCGCGUUCCACGGCGUCCGGCCGCCGGCGAUCAGUCUGGAGAAGUACGUCGAGAGGAUAUACAAGUACACGAAGUGCAGCCCGUCGUGCUUCGUGGUGGGGUUCGUGUACAUAGACCGGCUGGUGCAUAAGUAUCCGGACUCCCUUGUUGUGUCGCUCAAUGUUCAUAGGCUACUCGUCACCAGUGUUAUGGUGGCUUCCAAGAUUCUUGAUGACGUGCAUUACAACAACGCAUUUUAUGCCCGGGUUGGAGGAGUGAGCAAUGUAGAACUGAACAGGCUCGAACUAGAGUUGCUUUUCCUGUUGGAUUUCGGAGUCUCUGUCAGCUCCCGAGUCUUCGAGAGCUAUUGCCAGCACCUGGAGAAGGAAAUGCUGUGCAACGGUGUCGUUGAACGGCCCGCCAUAACCCACACCGUCGACGAUGUUACUGAGAUCUCUGUCGAAGAUACACAAACUUCUUCACCACCCCAGUUGGUUUAGUUUGAUACUCUUUAAUUACCCAAUUUGGGCCCUUUUCUUUAUUUUUAUUUUUUUUAAUUGUUGUUUCAGUUAAAUGCAAUUUAUCUUAUUGUGAUAUGAGAAAUGAGAAACAAAAAAUAUAUCUGUUAAAAAAAUUAA